Penicillium angulare is the source of this 2703-nucleotide messenger RNA. Its product is annotated as putative arsenite resistance protein Ars2. Gene Ontology annotation, biological process: mRNA processing; primary miRNA processing. The transcript has 3 exons. The record is from RefSeq and is a predicted model, not a curated record. Lineage: Eukaryota; Fungi; Ascomycota; Eurotiomycetes; Eurotiales; Aspergillaceae. Bases 1 to 2703 code for a protein of 900 amino acids. Gene Ontology annotation, cellular component: nuclear body.
AUGGACUCAUACGACGGCUAUGCCUCACCAGGCAGAAAUCGCGAUGCGGAAUCCUUCUCCGGGAGAGCCCCGGGUGAGUACGGACGCCGAUCACCUGCCUCACAGGAUCGACGCCGGGCUCGUGGUCGUUCUCGGUCGCCCAUGAUUGAUCGCUAUGAACCGUCUGACCGCCGACCCAGAGAAGACUUCUAUAACACCUCCCGUGACCAUGCUGCUCGGGAGCGUGAGGAUCGCCGACGCCCGCCAUCUCCCACUGUCGCCAACAUCGAUCGUUACAUACCCGGCCAAGACUCUGGAAAACGGUCGCUCCCCACAAACCCACUCCCAAAUCCACUCAGCCUAGACUUUCAAGUGGGUUUCAACUGGUUUGCCGAAUGGUGGAGGGCCGAACAGUCCGUCGUUGAAGAGAAAGAACGUGUUAGGCUCGGUGGGCGUCGCCCAUCUGAUCGAGUCAAGGGAGAGCGCGAGGCCCGUGAUGAUAGAGACAAAGAGCGAUUGCAGAUCCAAGAAGCAUAUGAUACCUAUAAGGUGGAUCUCCAAAUUAAGCUGGCGCGCCAAUUCGUUCAACAGCACCGAAGUGAAGAAUGGUUCAAGGAGCGCUAUAUGCCGGAAGUGCGAAAUCCGCUCUAUGCCCGUUUCAAACAAUUUCGGAUAGGUGCAUAUACUCAAUGGGAGCGCGACAUCCAAACAGGUGUGUUCGAUGAUUUUACACUGGAGGGGAUUUACAAGAACGAAAGCGACGGUGCUGGCGGGGUGAUUGAAAAAGAGGAAGGCGAGACAACCGCUGUAGGUGAAACCAUGGGCGUACUGGACUUAUUACCCGUUCGAGGUGGUGAGCUCCGCGACGAAGCAUUAUCCCAGCCAGCGCUUCUCAUCAAGACCUUGGCCCCGAAUGUUUGCCGUGACAAGAUCGAGGAAUUUUGCAAAGAACAUCUUGGGGAGAAUGACGGUGGCUUCAAAUGGCUCAGUCUCAGUGAUCCCAACCCGUCUAAGAGGUUUCACCGUAUGGGUUGGAUCUUGCUUCACCCUGCUGUAGAUAGCAGCAGCGUGGAACGCGGCGAUGGUCGCGACGAAGAAGGCGACCAUAUGGACCAUGCCAAUACUGGGGAGGCCACCGGUACUGCGGAGAAGGCUCUGGAGGCCGUCAAUGACAAAACAAUUCAUGACCCUGUCCACGGUGACUUUGUUUGCCAUGUCGGUGUACAUGUUCCUCCAGCGCAACCUCGAAAGAAGGCCCUUUGGGAUUUGUUUUCCGCCCCCGAGAGAAUUGAGCGUGACCUUGAUCUUGCUCGCCGCUUGGUUUCUAAGCUUGACUCUGAAAUGGGUGAGGGUGUGGAUGGAUUUUCCAAAAUUGAAGAACGUAUUGAGGAUCUCCGAGGCAAGGGUUGGCUACAACCUCCUGUCACCGGUCCUGUCAGUGUUAAGAAGCACUCGAAUGGCUUUGGCGAAGAUGCCACCGAAGAAGGUGAAAUGGAAGAGGGCGAAGAAAAGGAGACCGUCGAAGAGGAUGACGAGGAUGACGAGGAAUUGCUAGCUAAGAAGAAGAAACUUGACUUCAUAGUUGAAUACCUCCGUCGAGUGUACAAUUUCUGCUUUUUCUGUGUUUUUGAGAGUGACUCCAUUCAUGAGCUCAGUCGCAAAUGCCCCGGAGGCCAUCUUCGCCGACCGCGCUCUGGUCUUUCAAGCCAGGCCAAGCAAGUUGCUCGUGCCAGUGCAUUAGGUCAUUCUUUCCCAGCCAAGAAGAAAGACGGCAACGAGGAGGCAGAGGAGCGAGGCUCUCCCAUUGCAGAGAAACGACCACAACGAUUGAACAAGACAGAACAACAGCUUCAGCGUGCCUUCAAUUGGGUCAAAACGUUUGAGGAGAAACUGUUACAGAUCCUGGAACCGGAAAACGUGGACUUGCGCAAGCUAGGGGGCAAGCCUGUAGACCAGGCAUUGGAUGAUGAGUUAUCGAAACACGUGAAACAAGAAGAUGACUCGCGCUACCGCUGCAAGGUGCCCGACUGCGCAAAGCUCUUCAAGGCAGAGAAUUUCUGGCGCAAACACAUCGAAAAACGUCAUACAGAAUGGCUUGAAACCAUACAGCGCGAGCUGGAACUUGUGAAUGCGUACGUUUUAGAUCCAUCACGCAUUGCUCCAUCACGAUCCGAUGCCAACAGUAACGGUCACUUUCCUAUGUCCUCUGGUGCAGGUCAGAGUGGCACCCCACGUGGCUUUAGCCUUACCAACGCGCCUUACGUCGGAAACCCCGGGGCUAUCCCUAGCGGGUUCCCCACAGCCGGGAUGCCCGGAUUUAUGGGACCCGGUGGUGGCUGGAACGGGAGUAUGCUCAUGGGAGGCGAUGGUGCGAGUCUUCAUCAACCAGGCGUAAUGCGCCGUGGUCAAAACCGUCACAACAACAAUCGCUCUGGACCGUAUGACCGCCGCCGCUACAAUGGCGGCAACGGCCGACUAAGCCCCGUUCGCAUGCCCAAUAUGUAUGGACCGGGCGCACGCCUUCCCCCAUCUGCUGGAAUUACAGUUCCCCCUGGUCACCCAGCUGCCAACAUGGUUGCUUCUAAUCCAUUCCCCGAUGCUAUCGGGGCUGGCGGUGGUCUGCAAGCUAUGCCCCCUCGGGAAGCUGUUCAAGGUCGUAGCUUGAAGAGUUACGAAGAUCUGGAUGCUGUGGGCGGCUCCGGCAGUGGCGAGCUAAACUACUAG